This is a messenger RNA of Aspergillus luchuensis, 1824 nucleotides long. Its product is annotated as eukaryotic translation initiation factor 3 subunit D. The transcript has a single exon. Gene Ontology annotation, molecular function: translation initiation factor activity. The record is from RefSeq and is a predicted model, not a curated record. Lineage: Eukaryota; Fungi; Ascomycota; Eurotiomycetes; Eurotiales; Aspergillaceae. Gene Ontology annotation, biological process: translational initiation. Gene Ontology annotation, cellular component: cytoplasm; eukaryotic translation initiation factor 3 complex. Bases 1 to 1824 code for a protein of 607 amino acids.
AUGGCUCCCAUCUCUAUCGCAGACAUCGUCGCCGCUCUGCCGGCCGAAGACACCUGGGGCCCCGCUACCGCCAGCGACAACAUGCUGCAGGGCGUCCCCUACGCUCCCUUCUCCAAGGGUGACAAGCUGGGCCGUAUGGCUGACUGGACUGCUGAGUCCAAGGACCCUAACCGUGCCGGUCGCCAGGCCUACAACCGCAACUACAGAGGUAUACCAUAUCCUAAUAUAUCCAGCCAAGCCAAGACAAAGCAACUAACUCUGUUUCCUCCAGACCAGCAAGUCUAUGGUGCCGGUUCCUCCAGCCUCUUCGCCGUCCAGGUCGCCGAAGACGAAUCCUCCUUCUCCGUUGUUGACAACACCCGCAGUUCCGCUAAGCGUACCUUCGGUCGUGGCGGUGGUACCGUCUUCCGUGGCCGCGCCCAGCGCGGUGGUGCUCAGCGCGGUGGUCGCGCUGGCUUCCAGCGUGUGGGUGCUGGCCGUGGCCAGGGUGGUGACCGCUACUACGACAACCGCUCUGGCGGCCGUGGUAACCGUGGCCGUCGCUUCGGCUGGAAGGACUACGACAAGCCCCAGCGCACCCGUGAGCCCUCGGUCAACGUCCGCCCCGACUGGAACAUGCUGGAGGAGGUUGACUUCAGCCGUCUGUCCAAGCUGAACCUCGAGGCCCCCGAGGGUGAGGACGUCGACUCGUACGGUUUCCUCUACCACUACGACCGGUCCUACGACAAGGCCCCCGUCAAGAACGCCGAGCGCCGUCUCCAGUCCCUCGACCGUGCCGCCUACAACGUCACCACCACCCAGGACCCCGUCAUCCAGGAAUUGGCCGAGAAGAACGAGGCCACCAUCUUCGCCACCUCGGAUAUCCUGUCCAUGCUCAUGUGCGCCCCCCGCAGUGUCUACUCUUGGGACAUUGUCAUCGUCCACCAGGGCAACAAGAUCUACUUCGACAAGCGCGAAGGCGCCUCCCUGGACCUGGUCACCGUCAACGAGAACGCCGCCGACGCUCCCCUUGAACUGGCCGACUCCGCCAACAAGCAGGAUGCCAUCAACACCCCCAGCGCCCUGGCCAUGGAGGCCACCUUCAUCAACCACAACUUCGCCCUGCAGACCGUCGUUGAGUCCGAGGACAGCAAGGUCUCCCUGGCCCACCCCAACCCCUUCUACAACGCCGCCGAGGAGACCGAGCCCCUCGCCUCCAAGGCCUACAAGUACCGCCGCUUCGACCUGUCCCUGGAGCGCGAUGACGAGCCCGUCAACAUGAUCGUCCGUACCGAGGUCGACGCCCUCAUGAAGAACCCCGUCAACGGCGAGGACCAGCAGCUGCUUGUCAAGGCCCUCAACGAGUUCGACAGCAAGGCCCAGGGCUCCGGUGGUGCUCUCGACUGGCGCAGCAAGCUCUGGUCUCAGCGUGGUGCCGUUGUCGCUACUGAGAUGAAGAACAACAGCGUCAAGCUCGCCCGCUGGACCACCCAGGCCAUCCUCGCCAAGGCUGACGGCAUGAAGCUGGGUUUCGUCUCCCGUGCUAACCCCCGCUCUGCCGCUGGUCACGUCGUUCUCGGUGUUGUCGGCUACAAGCCCCGUGAUCUGGCUGCCCAGAUGAACCUGAACCUCAGCAACGGUUGGGGUAUCGUCCGUACUAUUGUUGACCGUAUCCGUGCCCUCGAUGCCGAUGAGGAUGAGGACAAGGUCACCAAGUACGUCCUUAUCAAGGACCCCAACCGUCCUGUGCUGCGUCUGUACAGCGUCCCUGCUACCACCUUUGAGGAGGAAGAGGAGGUCGCUGCUGAGGAGCAGGAGGGUGCUGAGGAGGAGGCUGAUGAGUAA